UUCAGCAGGCUCAUCUCCUCCUCUGUUGAGUUCAGGCCUCUCUGUACCAAAGACAGAUGGACGCGACGUUUUAAAGCACAGAUUAAAAGAAAACAAGUUGGAAGUUUUCUUCAAAACAUUAUUUCAGGGGUUAAAAGGUUUAAAGAUAAAAACUCCAUCGGAUGUCACCUGUCUCUGUGACUUCAUGCUCUGCUGAGAUCUGGAAACAAACCUGUACAGAGUGAUGGGCAGUGCUGGCCAAGGCCUGACUGCUCUGUCUCAUAGCCGGGUCACCCUUCAGGAUACUGUACUAUUUUCUGGUCUGGAGAAGUUGCCUGUCGCUCAAGAUCCUGACAGCCAGAGCUGGAGGUCCCUUGAUAGUCCUAGCCCACCAGCCACACCUGAGCAAACUCUGCCCACCUUCUGCCUGCAGUACUUUGAUAUGCUCUACCCAGACGACAGCAACUGGGUCCCCAAAGGUCUGGGUGAGAACCCGCAACCCAACAGCCAAGGAGGAAGGACGGAAGUGCCUAAAGAACCCGAGCAGUGCCCUAUCAUUGACAGUCAAGGUCUGAGCCUCAUACCUGAGAUGGACUACCAAGCCAGUCUUCACCUGGAGGAGCACUCUCUAGAGCAGGUGCAGAGUAUGGUGGUGGGUGAGGUGCUCAAGGACAUUGAAACAGCUUGCAAGCUUCUCAAUAUUGCCGCAGACCCAGCAGACUGGAGUCCAGGAAAUGUCCAGAAGUGGAUCUUAUGGACCGAACACCAGUACCGAUUGCCACAAAUUGGAAAGUCAUUCCAGGAUCUGUCGGGGAAGGACCUGUGUGCCAUGUCUGAGGAUCAGUUCCGUCAACGUUCCCCAGCAUGUGGUGAUGUCUUGCAUGCUCAUCUGGACAUUUGGAAAUCAGCUGCCUGGAUGAAAGAGAAAACUGCCCCUGGAGAGAUGCAUUACUGUGGGAGUGAAGAGAACUGGACAGACAGUGAAGUGGACUCAUCCUGCUCAGGCCAGCCCAUUCACCUAUGGCAGUUUCUGAAAGAGCUGCUGCUGAAGCCCCAUAACUAUGGACGUUUCAUUCGUUGGCUCAAUAAGGAGAAAGGUAUAUUCAAGAUUGAAGAUUCUGCCCAGGUGGCUCGUCUGUGGGGAAUCCGGAAGAACCGGCCUGCCAUGAACUAUGACAAGCUGAGUCGCUCCAUACGGCAAUAUUAUAAGAAAGGGAUCAUCAGAAAACCAGACAUUUCCCAGCGGCUGGUCUACCAGUUUGUGCACCCUGUCUGAAUGGUAGAUGGAACAAAUUCAGAAACACUGACUACUAUGGGGGCUGGGGGACUUUCUGGAAGUGUAGCACUCCUUACCCUCUGCAAUAUGAUAACUAACAAAGAUGAAAUCAAGGACUCCUGGAUUAUUUUGUAUACAGAGGACAAGAGGCUAGGAACUCACUGGAUUUGCCUGUUCAACUUCAGAGAUUCCUGUGUGCCCUGACUGUGUUUGAAGAGCAGGGACACAAACCUGUAUUGCCAAGGUAAAACGGCAUAUAGCAAGGAACUGCUGUAGAACGAAAUACAUAUAUUUCAACUUUUGUGGGGCGGGGGGUUGGUGGGAUGUGGUUCUGUGUGUAGGAAAUUAUCAUUUCCAUAUAUAUCUAGUUGCAUACAAUGGGAAGCCAAGAGAAGGUGGGUAAUUGCUGGAAGAGAAGAAUGAAUGGAGAUGGUAUAUUGAGUUUAGCCAGCUGAUGUUGCUUCUUUCCCAACAAAGACAUUGGAAACAAAUUCUGAUUUAUGGGAGUGAGUAGAUUUCUUUUUGCAACUUCACUGAAAAGCUGUAGGACAAAUCAUUUAAGGCACCAGGAAAAGUAUUUCACAUGUGAGCCAAGGCUCAUCAUAAAUUGGUUUGGGAUGGAUUUGGUGGCCAAAUCUCUGGUAAUGUAUUGUCCCAUAUCCUGUAAUGUCCUAUGACAGUUUUCUAAGUGGUCUGAAUGUCUCAGAACCUCUAAGCGUCCUUUGCUUACCACUUACCAAACAGGACAUCUCAAGAGCACAGCAUAACUCUAAAAAUGGCUCUGGUGAACUUGCCAUGGGGGCCAUGCCACCUGAAUGUCUUGCUCAUUCUCACAAUUUACCUUUUUACUUUGGGCAUAGUUUUUAAAAACACAGGUUUUGGGGGUUGGUAUUGACCAUGUUUCUGUAAACCAGGAGUAUUUCUUUGGGUUUCAGUAUAAUGGUGUAACAGUAAUAUAUUGGGUCUGUGUGUUGAUUACAGGAAAGCAUGAUGAUAGCUGAUCUCAAGAGAUCAGGCCAGAAUGUCCACCUAUGUUUGCUGUUCGUGAACUGUCCACUUUCUCAUUCAUAUGCAUGAAUGAGAGAAGUUACUGUUUUCAGGUAUUGUUAGCAGAAGGACAGAGUCACCCAUUCUCACUGUGUGAACGAGCAUCGCAUGAAAUGAAAGACAAUAGGACCAUGUACAGUAACCUCUUGCCAGGGCUCACUCUGACCCAAGACUAGAACACUGUGGCACCUGCAUGCCUGUGGAGGCCAACUGGCUGAGCAUCUGGACAAUGCUGAGAACAGCAGAGUCACUACUAGGCUGCAUGGAACAUGGUGCUGGCAACUGUACAGGUUGUUGUGAUGCACUCACAUUACCUGGCCUGAUGUACCGAUCACUGGGGGGUGGCAACAAUCACAAGAGCAGCCAAAGCAGUAGGGCCUUUGCUACUGAUUUUCUGAAAAAAUGCAGUGGCCCAGCUAAUGUUGGGAAUUGGAGAUCACCUCCCAGCCUCGGGGGGUUGCUUUACAUGCAUCACCCUCUGUCACACAGAUGCUCGCAGCUCCCCAAUUGAAAGCAGUCUGUGCCAAAUCAAACCAAUUGUGUACACUUCUUUGUAAGCCUGUGAAUCUGACUGACUCCGUGUUUGAAGCCAAACAUGAUAGUUCCAUGCACUGCCAAUCAGGAGGAGAGAAGCUGAAUGCAUGCAGUUGCUCUUCUUCUCUGGGCCAAGACAAGACCUUUUCCAUUUCACCUGGCAAAAUGGUCAGAUGUUAUUGAAAAAUCUGUCAAAGGCUACCAAAGGACAGCAGAAAGACUCGGGCUGCUUUUAACUAGCACUGAGCAAGCAAAAUAUUUAGAGACACGGGAAACAGAAAGUAAAUAGCUAGGGGUUGUGUACCAGGGCCUUUUAUCUCACAUCUCCUCCAGAAUGGAGGGUGUGCAUUCACAUAUCGGGCAGAUUUACCCCCAAAGUCCCUGCAAGCUAUCGGGGAGCACUUCACACACAAUUUGGAUUUUUCACUGUGUUAGAGCCUGGUCUAUAACUGGGUUUUUUAAAAAAAUCAAAUUUUUAUGUCGUUUUUUUGGGGGACAACUUUGCUUUUGCAGUAAAGCCUGGCAGUAAACUCGCGGUAAAGCCCACCAAAGUGUCAAGCUUUGGUGUUUAGAUCUGAAGUGAAGUUAAUUCAACUCCCUGUGGUGUAAGGGUUACUCCGAGAGUCGGGAUCCAUAUGAAUUUACUAGCCCUCAUUGAAAGAAAAAUACAUACUUAAAACUCCAAUAGCUGCCUAUUUUUACUGCCUUUUCCUUUGUUUAUGAAUACAUGUAUAUAUUUUAGGAGUGGGUAGGGUCUUUUUUUUGUGGAAGAAAAAUAUCACAGACUUAUCCCCCUUGGAUCAUUUCAUUUCUGCAUCAAAGUGGUGUACAAAAUGGAUAAUGCUCCUUUUUGUAAAAUAGAGAUGUACAGAGUGGAGGGUCAAUCAAGCCUCUGAAGUGUGUGUAAUUGGAGGUGAGUAAGCACCUGGCAAACAAUGUAGCUGCUGGUGAAUAUAAUUAAUACAUGCGUAAACAAAAUUGAACAUUGUAGCUAUUGUGUGCUGUAACAAAAAGCACCUGCUUCCCCUCCCUUUUCCUGUAUACAAAAGGGGGUAUGUUUUAUGCAUAUUAAUUAAUGCAGAAAAUAUCAAAAGCUUGCAGCAAAAGAGCUGCAUCUGGUGAUGGUGAAAGAUCUGUAUUGGUGGGAUAGGAGCAUCUUGUGGAUGAGUCCCUGUUGAUAUAUGCACACAUUAUAGAUGACCAGUACAAGUUGGGAGUGUAAGUACCUAACUGUAGUACAAUACUGAGAAAUGUUAGGGAAUGACUGCUCUCCUAACUCUUGCUCCAAAAAUAAAAUGGCAAAGAAAACUCA
Hemicordylus capensis (graceful crag lizard) is the source of this 4148-nucleotide messenger RNA. It is a transcript of the gene SPDEF, whose product is annotated as SAM pointed domain containing ETS transcription factor. Gene Ontology annotation, molecular function: DNA-binding transcription factor activity, RNA polymerase II-specific; sequence-specific DNA binding. Gene Ontology annotation, biological process: cell differentiation; regulation of transcription by RNA polymerase II. The transcript has 6 exons. The coding region runs from base 224 to 1255 and encodes 343 amino acids. Gene Ontology annotation, cellular component: nucleus. The record is from RefSeq and is a predicted model, not a curated record. Lineage: Eukaryota; Metazoa; Chordata; Lepidosauria; Squamata; Cordylidae.